Messenger RNA from Glycine soja, 766 nucleotides. RefSeq lists its product as uncharacterized. Lineage: Eukaryota; Viridiplantae; Streptophyta; Magnoliopsida; Fabales; Fabaceae. The transcript has 4 exons. The record is from RefSeq and is a predicted model, not a curated record. The coding region runs from base 52 to 618 and encodes 188 amino acids.
GAUUUGAUACCUUUUUAGGCUGAGCUUGUGAGAAAGAAGCUUAAGGGAGAAAUGACCGAAUGCUAUUCACUUCUAAAUCUUCGAUUUCCAUCGUUUCCCGUCAUUGAUUUCGGCGCAAAAAUCUUCCCCAAACGUUUCCCCAAAUCCAUUUCAUUCUCACACCCUUCAUCGAAGUUUCAACUUUGUGGAAUUUCCCGAGCUAUGGAAGUGGUCGAAGGAAGUGAAGAGAGUAAAGGGUCGUCAUCCCCUCUAAUGAAGCUCUUGUUCGUGGAAAUGGGUGUCGGCUACGAUCAACAUGGACAGGACAUAACGGUUGCAGCAAUGAGGGCUUGCAGGGAUGCAAUCUCUUCUAAUUCAAUCCCUGCUUUCCGCAGAGGUUCCAUUCCUGGUGUCAGUUUUGAUCAGAUGAAAUUGCAGAUUAAACUAGGGGUUCCUCAUUCCCUCCAGAAUUCCUUGGAUAUUGAGAAAGUGAAGUCAGUAUUUCCCUAUGGAGAAAUUUUGAAUGUUGAAGUUGUGGAUGGUGGUUUGAUAUGCUCAAGUGGGGUACUUGUAGAAGAGAUGGGUGACAAGAAUGAUGAUUGUUACAUUGUGAAUGCUGCUGUUUAUGUGGGCUAUUAACUUUCAGGUUUUGCAGAGCUUUGCUCUGUUUGUUCUCGUGUUAAUGGAUGAUUACUACAUGUUUGUGCUGUGUAAUAACAUAAUAACAAAGUUGUACAUUACUACAUUUCUCUAAAUUCUGUUCUUGCUCGGUUAUUUUUGGGUUUUG